This is a messenger RNA of Polistes dominula (European paper wasp), 2378 nucleotides long. RefSeq names its product Syntrophin-like 2 (gene Syn2). The record is from RefSeq and is a predicted model, not a curated record. Gene Ontology annotation, cellular component: intracellular anatomical structure; dystrophin-associated glycoprotein complex. Gene Ontology annotation, molecular function: structural molecule activity; protein binding. NCBI's taxonomy places the organism in Eukaryota, Metazoa, Arthropoda, Insecta, Hymenoptera, Vespidae.
AUAAAAUUCAUAUUUCCCGCGAGAAUUGGAGGAACGUAACACAGCGCCACCUAUGCGCAUUACACUGCGUAAAUCGAUGCGCCACGGCCGCGAACUCUUGUUGGCUUUUAGUUAGUAGCAAACUAACACGGUAGUAACAUCGGUGACGGAGAAACGUCAUUUCUACGGUUCCACAUUCGUUUUAUCCUUUUAUCUAAAGUUUGACAAUUGAUUAUUCCUGCCAAAAGUAUCGACGCUUCAAACAGUUUCGCGUUAUUCCAAUAUAACAAUAAUAACGAAGAAAAAAAAGAAUAAUAAUUUAAUUGCAUUAAGAUGUACGAUCCCUUUUUGCUUUAAUCUGACAUCGAAAGUAUCGUCGCGUCGUUAGUGGUGCCUCGGGGAAUAAGAAAAAAAAAUAGAGAAAAGAAAAGAAAAACAAAAAAGGCUCGACAAUGAGUUAUAUAUUCGUUUUGACGAUCAUCGUGCAACCUAAGUUUAUCGCGGAUUUAAUAAAAAUAGAAUAAUUGAAAUUAGUGUAAAGAGAGAACAUGCAGUUGCAUUUUAUAUCGAUGAUCACCACAACCACCAGCACCAACACCGUUGUCAUCUUCAAGACACUAUCGUCCACUACUCAUGGCAACUUAGCCGAGUACGCAGGGAAAUUGGAGGAUAAUUUAAACGAAUAAUGAGAAUCAACGCGACAAAGAUGAGCACUCCGAUCGAGGAGAAGAUUGAUCAGAAGCUCAAGGUAAGGAGGGGAAUGGUAACGGUUAGCGAUGGGAAAAGCAAACCAGUUCCUAUGCGUUUGUAUCUGUCCAUGGAAGUAUUGAAACUUCAGAGAGAAGAUUUAGAGCAGGUAGCAAAUCAUAAUAAGCCACCAUUAGAUGCUAAGGAACGCAUGGUCCAAAUUACUAGACAAAAAGUUGGAGGAUUGGGAUUAAGUAUAAAAGGAGGAGCUGAACAUAAACUUCCAGUACUCAUAUCUAGAAUUUAUAAGGGUCAGGCUGCUGAUCAGUGUGGCCAAUUAUUUGUAGGUGAUGCCAUUAUUAAAGUUAAUGGAGAAUAUAUCACUGCUUGUAAUCAUGAUGAUGCUGUUAAUAUCUUAAGAAAUGCUGGAGAUAUAGUUGUUUUAACUGUCAAACAUUAUCGUGCUGCAAAACCAUUUCUACAAAAAAAUGAAAAAGAAGAAAAAUUAGAUAAUGUUGCAAAUGGGAGUGCUGAUGAUGGUUGGGUAUCGCCAAAUAGACAACAAGCAGAUAGUCCUAGAUGUGGUCAUAGUAGACAAAGUUCAAAUGCAUCUUCUGCUUCAAUGCAAUACAAAAGAUGGGUGGAUGUUAUCACAGUCCCAUUAAUGAUGGCAUAUGUUACGAGAUAUAUCUUUGGCACUGAUAAAUUACGAAGAAAUGCAUUUGAAGUUAGAGGCCUUAAUGGUGCACGUACUGGUGUGAUACAUUGCGAUGACAGUGCUAUUUUGAGUCAAUGGUUGAAAUAUAUAACUGAUAAUAUUACAGGCUUAACACAUUUACAGAUGAAGUUGUACAAUCGAAAUUUUGGACCUGGUGAACGUAUAGAAUACAUGGGUUGGGUAAAUGAAGCAGUAAGCAAUAGUAAUCAGCCAUGGCAAAGUUAUAGGCCAAGGUUUCUAGCUUUGAAAGGGCCUGAUUUGUUAUUAUUUGAAACACCACCCUGUAAUAUAGGUGAUUGGUCACGAUGUGCAUUAACAUUUAAAGUAUAUCAGACUAUGUUUCGCGUAAUGAGAGAGUCAGAAAAUGUAGAUGAAAGACAACAUUGCUUCUUAGCACAAAGUCCGGGUAAACCACCAAGAUAUUUAAGCGUAGAAACUCGACAAGAAUUAUUAAGAGUUGAAGCUGCAUGGCAUACAGCUGUAUGUUCAGCUAUAACACAUUUAAAAAGUAAAACCUUUCCUGUCACGUUUAAUAGCAGAAGUGCAGGUUUAACAUUAGAAUGGACUCAGGGAUUUACUCUUUCUUAUGAAGGAAUUGGAGAAAUCGUUUGGCGUUACAAAUUUUCUCAAUUGAGAGGAUCCAGCGAUGAUGGCAAAAGUAGACUUAAAUUGCACUUCCAAGAACCUGACAGUAUUGCUAUAGAAACAAAGGAAUUGGAGUGUUCUCAGUUACAGAAUUUAUUAUUCUGUAUGCAUGCAUUUCUUACUGCAAAAGUUGCUGCAGUUGAUCCAACAUUUUUAACAUCGACAACUCCAUAAAAAAUAUUCCAACGUUACUAGUGAUAAUUUUCAAAGAGAAUAUAACAUUUCUCUUUUGUUAUUGUUAUGCAAAUACAUGAAGUGAUUCACAGUCAAUCGAUCAGAGAUAGAGAGAUAGAGAGAGAAAGAGAGAGAGAGAGAGAGAGAUAUGUCAAAUACUAGUCAGUAUUUCCAA